CAGUCCAUCACUCUCCAUCUCUUUCUUCUAAUCUGCAAAUUGUGUUAUUAUUUAAACUCUUCUCUUUACCCUUUCAUUUAUAAUCAUCUGAUUUUAAAAGGGUACUCCUUUGGUACCCAUUCUCUAGCUACCCACCUUAUCCCUCUUAUCUUCCUUCCUCUCUUUUUCUUUUAAUUUUUACUUCUCAUGUUCUGAAAAAUUUCAAAACUUUUUUUUUGGGGAUUGAUUUCUCAAUUCUUUUGAAGGAACCUUACGAGGGACAUGGAAGCUGUUUUACAAACCAGAGGGCUACUUUCAUUGCCACCUCAUCCGACCAGAGUUAGAAGCCUUUUGAACCCAUCACAAGGCUUAAAGCACAGGCUUUUUGCCUCAAAACCCUUAGGCCUUAAUGGGUUAUCUCUGUCUUAUAAAAGAGUUCCAAGCGUCGUAGCAAAACCAAAUGGUUUAUCCCCUAAAGAAAAGAGCUUUAUUUGCAAGGCUGAGGCUGCUGCAGCAGCUGAUGGGCAGCCUUUGUUCGGUGAAACCCCGACGCCAAAGUUCUUGGGGAUUGAGCUUGUGACUCUUAAGAAGAUUAUCCCACUUGGGUUAAUGUUCUUUUGCAUCCUUUUCAAUUACACAAUCCUUAGGGAUACAAAGGAUGUGUUGGUCGUGACAGCUAAAGGAAGCAGUGCAGAGAUUAUACCAUUUUUAAAGACAUGGGUUAAUUUGCCUAUGGCUGUUGGGUUCAUGUUGUUAUACACAAAGUUGGCUAAUGUGUUGUCAAAGAAGGCUCUUUUCUACACUGUUAUUCUUCCUUUUAUAGCCUUUUUUGGUGCAUUUGGGUUUCUAUUGUAUCCUCUCAGCAAUCACAUCCACCCUGAAGCACUUGCUGAUAAGCUUCUUGCGGUGCUUGGACCCAGAUUUCUUGGUCCUCUUGCUAUUAUGAGGAUAUGGAGUUUCUGUUUGUUCUAUGUCAUGGCUGAACUUUGGGGCAGCGUGGUCAUUUCUGUUUUAUUUUGGGGGUUUGCCAAUCAGAUAACUACUGUAGAGGAAGCAAAAAGAUUCUAUCCUCUGUUCGGUCUUGGAGCCAAUAUAGCCCUCAUUUUCUCUGGUAGAACUGUUAAGUACUUCUCCAAUUUGAGGCAAAAUUUGGGUCCUGGAGUUGAUGGUUGGGCCAUCUCCUUGAAGGGAAUGAUGAGCAUUGUGGUGCUAAUGGGGCUUGCCAUCUGUUUCCUCUACUGGUGGGUGAAUAAGUUUGUUCCUCUUCCCACGCGUAGCAAGAAGAAGAAGGAAAAGCCUAAAAUGGGAACAAUGGAGAGCUUGAAAUUCUUGGUGUCUUCAAAGUACAUUAGGGAUCUUGCCACUUUGGUGGUUGCAUAUGGUAUCAGCAUCAACCUUGUUGAAGUUACCUGGAAAUCAAAGCUUAAAGCUCAGUUUCCAAGCCCGAAUGAAUACUCCUCUUUCAUGGGUGAUUUCUCAACUGCCACUGGAAUUGCGACAUUUACUAUGAUGCUACUAAGUCAAUUUAUAUUUGACAAAUAUGGAUGGGGAGUUGCUGCUGGAAUUACACCCACUGUCCUACUUCUGUCUGGAGUUGGUUUCUUUUCCUUGAUAUUAUUUGGUGGUCCUCUUGGACCAACUCUUGCAAAGUUUGGCAUGACUCCUCUUCUUGCAGCUGUAUAUGUGGGUGCCCUGCAGAACAUUUUCAGCAAGAGUGCAAAGUACAGUUUAUUCGAUCCUUGCAAAGAAAUGGCAUAUAUUCCUUUGGAUGAGGACACCAAGGUUAAAGGGAAGGCAGCCAUUGAUGUUGUAUGCAAUCCACUGGGAAAAUCAGGGGGUGCUUUGAUUCAACAGUUUAUGAUCUUGACCUUCGGAUCACUCGCGAAUUCAACCCCAUACCUUGGAGGGAUACUUCUGGUGAUUGUUCUUGCAUGGCUAUCGGCAGCCAAGUCUUUGGAUUCGCAAUUCACGGAAUUGCGUAGGGAAGAAGAACUCGAGAAGGAGAUGGAAAGAGCAGCUGUUAAGAUCCCUGUCAUGUCUGAAAGCGGAAAUGGCUCUCUUGCAAGCGGUUCAGCAGAAACAUCAGAAACAUCAACUCCAAGCAAUAUCUAAGAAAAAAAAAACAAGCAGAAACAUCAGAAACAUCAACUCCAAGCAAUAUCUAAGAAAAAAAAAACAUUCUUCCAUUUGUUGCCAACAGGAAGAAUAAGAAGCUGAUAAGAAACCAGUGCUAGGCGACUGUUGGCUCUAGAAUUUUGCUUUUGUUCAUACAAAGGAUAUUAGCUAAAAACGUAAAUGCUCGACUUUAUUAUAAGUCCUCCAUUUCUUUAGAUGUUGAGCUUAGUGUUUGUUUAGUUAUUGUGCUCUUUAGAAUUGCAUUUGGAUCCACACCAAUUGAAACCCUUUUUUGAUCAAAA
Gossypium raimondii (Peruvian cotton) is the source of this 2396-nucleotide messenger RNA. Its product is annotated as ADP,ATP carrier protein 1, chloroplastic. Gene Ontology annotation, cellular component: membrane. The record is from RefSeq and is a predicted model, not a curated record. Gene Ontology annotation, molecular function: ATP:ADP antiporter activity. Bases 262 to 2091 code for a protein of 609 amino acids. Lineage: Eukaryota; Viridiplantae; Streptophyta; Magnoliopsida; Malvales; Malvaceae. The transcript is spliced from 5 exons. Gene Ontology annotation, biological process: nucleotide transport.